UGCAGGUGAGGUCAUGAUCACGCCCGUCCCCAUCAUCUUCACUGUGUUUCCGCGUGAUGACGGCUCUCUGAACCGCCGUCUGGUCGCCGCUCUGUGCAUCCCAUCAUCCUUCCAGAUCAGCCCGCCCACCCCGACAGACUCAUCCAUACGGAUCGAGGACCGGCCCGGGAUGACCGUAUACGUCCUGCGGUUCGGUGGUUUCGCGGGCGAAAGCGCGUUCCGCGCGGAAGCGUCGCGUCUGACGUGCACACUGGGAGACUCCGCCCCCUUCCAGCGCAAACAGUACCUGUGCUGCAGCUAUGACCCGCCAAUCAAACCGUACAGCCGGCGUAACGAGGUGUGGUUCCUGCGGGACGAGCCCUGAGACUAGUUCCAUAGUGAGCCACACGUGCCUGGACGAUGGAUUGUAAAAGAGUGUUGGUCCAUGCAUGAGUUUUGGCUAAAAUUACCCAUAACCCCUUUGUCACAUGUUGAGUUCUAGCAAAGUGCAGAGGAAAGCGAGCUUUAUUUCUAAUGCUGGGAUUUCUGUCUUGUAUGUCUGAGACUUCCAGUUAUUUUACCUGUAAACAAGCUGCUUGACAUUGUAAACUGAUGUUAUCAUAUUAU
Sinocyclocheilus anshuiensis is the source of this 606-nucleotide messenger RNA. Its product is annotated as heme-binding protein 1-like. Bases 14 to 364 code for a protein of 116 amino acids. The transcript has 2 exons. The record is from RefSeq and is a predicted model, not a curated record. Gene Ontology annotation, molecular function: heme binding. Lineage: Eukaryota; Metazoa; Chordata; Actinopteri; Cypriniformes; Cyprinidae.